AUGGGUGAUUUUGUGAAGAAUAAUAAUCCCAAACAGAAGCAUCAUCAGGUUAAGCAAGGUCGUGAUAAUAACUCAACUAGCUCUAUUCAGAAGGUUCAAGAACAAUGUAGUCAGAAGAAGAACCAACCUUUCAACAAUCCAAGCUCUGAGAAAGAGCAAGAGCAGCUUGAUACUGUUAAGAAAAGGAAGCAAAAACAUAAGUCAUAUUGUUCUCCAGGUUCCAUGACAAGGUAUCUUGAUUUUCGAAAAAAGCAAUUAGAAAACAAUGAAAUGGUUGCAACCGGUAAUCCAAUUCUGAAUACUGAAACAUCACCAAUAAGAGACGAAAAUGAUGAUGAUGUACAACUGAAUAAUAUUGAUGCUGGAUAUGGCCUUGGAUUUGAUUUAGAAUUGGAGACAACAGCUGAAAACGAAAAGGAAGCUCCUAAGAAGAAGCAUCGAGGGCCAACAAAGCUUACACAAGUUCAUGCGCGUACAAGAGAAGAACGCCAAUAUAUUAUUCUGAACUCAUUUGGCCAACCAGUAGGACCUACAAAGGAAAUUGUUGAAGAGUUUAAGUUCUUCCUCAGAACUUUGGGGAAGGAUUCUGAGCUUGCGCCACUCAAUUAUGUCAAUUUUCGAGAUCUGCCCACACAUGACAAAAUAUGGGAUUAUGUUUUGGAAAAAUAUAUAGUUCCUGAAGCCGGAAGAAAAUAUGCAAUGGAGGUUGUCAAUACAAGUUGGCGUAGUUAUAAAUGUAGAUUUAAGAAGAAUCAUUUCUAUGCAUAUGCCACUGAUGAGUUAAGAUGGAAGAAUAAACCAGACACUAUUUCAGUACCUCAGUUUCAAGACCUCUUGAAUUACUGGAAAUGUGAAAAAGUUGAGUUGUAA
This is a messenger RNA of Spinacia oleracea (spinach), 870 nucleotides long. RefSeq lists its product as uncharacterized. The coding region runs from base 1 to 870 and encodes 289 amino acids. The record is from RefSeq and is a predicted model, not a curated record. NCBI's taxonomy places the organism in Eukaryota, Viridiplantae, Streptophyta, Magnoliopsida, Caryophyllales, Amaranthaceae. The transcript has 4 exons.